AGGAGGAGAAGGAGGAGGAAGAGAAAUCCCUCAGCCUGAGACUCCACAGUCCUGUCUGGAGCUGGAGGGAGAAGCAGAGAAGCUGCUCGACCCGCAAACAGGAAUCAGCUGCGGCCAGAGCCGCGGUCACCGUCAUUGAUCAUUGAUCACACCUGAGCGCGCGCGCUCUCGUGCAGGGACUCAUUUCUUGGGAGACUUGUUUUCGUCCCGGGAAUGUUGCUGAACUAAACUUCCUCCUCCUCCUCGGCCGGAGCGCGUUUCCAUCACAAGGAUGUAAAUCUGGGAACCUUUGGAGCAAACCGAGACCUACAGGACGACUUUUUUAUUUAUUAUUAUCUUGAACUCUUGGGAGAAUAUCAGCAGAGAACUCUCCUGCAGCAGCGGCGGAUUCAGAGCGAUGCUCAUCUCUCGCUUGGUUGACGUUGCCGAGGUUCGGACUCGGGAUUGCAGCGACACACACAGACACAAACACCUCAGGCAGAGCGAUCCGCUACACUGGUCAGGAAAUUGGACCUUCAACAGUUGGUAUAUUGAAAAUGAAAUUGCUUUGAAAGGAGAGUGAGGCACUUCUUGUGUUUGGAGGUCAACAGUCCUGGGAACUGAACAGGAAAGUGAGGUGAUUGAUGUCAUCAGAGAUCGACAGGCCUGAAAUCUGAGCAGACAUGGAGUGGUGGUGGUUGUGGCGGCUCACCUUGGUCACCACGGCAACCGUGUACCUCAGCCCCUCCCACUGCAGGACUGCAGAGUUUACCUCGGACACUCUGAUAAACAACGUGGAGGCCGAUCCUCGCACGGACAGGCUGUACGUCGGCGCCGUCAACGCCAUCUACCAGCUGAACUCUGACCUGGAAGUGGAGUCCCGCGCCGAGACGGGCCCGAGACGGGACAGCAAGAAGUGCACGCCGCCCGUCACCGACUCCUGCGAGGAGGCCGUGGACACGGACAAUCACAACAAACUGCUGCUGGUCCACGGGGCAAAAGAGAUGCUGGUGGUCUGCGGCAGCGUCUUCAGAGGCAUCUGCUCGCAGAGGAACCUGAGCAAAGUGGAGCAGCUGCUGUACUUCAGCGACACCAAAGGGGAGAAGUCUUACGUGACGAGCGCAGAGGAGAGCGUCUCUGUCGUGGGAGUGAUGUCAUACUUCACCAUCAAGGACCAAAACCUCACCGUGUUCAUGGUUGGUAAAGGGUACGGCAAUCACGACAGUACCAAGCUGAUAGCCACCCGCAUCCUCCAAGACUAUGGCGAUUGGGUGGUUUUUGACAGCAUCAUUGAGGCCUCUGCGGUCCAAGCAAACUCCUUUGCCAUGAAGUACCUGCACAACUUCCGUUUCACCUUCAAAGACGGUGGCUUCGUGUACUUCCUGCUCUCUCGGACGCUCGGGUUGUCGGACAACAAGAACUUCACCGUGAUUUCCAGAAUGUGCGAAGACGAUCAGGGUUAUUAUUCAUACACGGAGCUGCAACUUAACUGCAGCACCACCAACAAGUAUAACAAAGUUCAGGCCGCCUUCAUAGGAACACCAGGGAAAGAUUUGGCUCAGAAUUUGUCAAAAUCAGGCCAAUAUGGCCGAGUUUCAGCAUUUGACAAGGUCGUGUUUGUGACCUUCGCUUCUGAUGAAGACCCAUCUACAUCGGCCAUGUGCAUGUACCCUCUGCAGGCCAUUAAUAAGCGGCUUGUGGAGAUACUAGAUGCCUGUUACAGCAACAAAGGCAUCAUCAACGGCAAGUCUGCCGUCUACUCACCCUAUUCCUCCAAGUUUGAAGACCUGUGUAGCAGCAACAAUCAGAAUAGCAUGGCCCUUCGAUACAAGUGUGGCGCCGAGUUCCUGCCCUCACCAAUGGCCACCAAGGCCGAGUUCGCCUUAACCGCUGAGCCGUCAGUGGUGCGCAAGGCUCACAUGACGGCGGUGGCCGUCGCCGUGGAGAUGGGGCAUGCCGUGGCGUUCCUGGGCACGGCCGCAGGAGAGAUGCUGAAGGUGCAUUUGUCUGAACAUCCCGAGAUGUACGAACGAAUGCCCGGUGAAGGCACAGGAGACAAGGUCAACAAGAACCUGCUGUUCGAUUCCAGCCUCCAACACCUGUUCAUCACAACUGAGAAAAAGAUCACCAAGGUUCCAGUUCAAGCCUGCCACAUGAAGACAGACUGCCGCUCCUGCGUCGGUAUGAAGGAUCCCUACUGUGGCUGGUGUGUCCUGGAGGGAAAGUGCACCAGAAAGCAGGAGUGUAGCAGGUCGACGGAGACUAAUGCCUGGCUCUGGUCGCCAAAUCAGCAGUGUGUUCAGAUCGAGUCCUUCAAACCACCGAACCUCAGCUGUAAGAAGACACAACAGGUUGAUAUCAGCAUACCCACCCUCCCCAGGCUGAGGGAGCACGAUUCACUGCUUUGUAUUUUCGACUCUUUCACCACCAACGCUGUAGUGGCCAUUGGGAGUCAGGUGAGGUUGACUUGCUCGCUGCCCGACCCAGUGGACAUCCCACCUACUCCUGACCAGCAAGACUAUGUCUCCAUCCCUGUCAAGAUUUUGGUAAACAGAACGACCCUGUUGACGUCGGGGGAGUAUCACUUCUACAACUGUGCUGCUACAGUCAGGAACAACAAAAACACACCAUGUAUAGCGUGUGUGACCAGUCAGUGGGGCUGUCAGUGGAACGCCCAGGAUCACAUCUGCAGUGACAAAGACGAUAACGUGCAGGGAAACCAUAUAGUCAGACCGCAGCAGCCUGACAGUUGUCCUCAGUUCGAGUCUCCGGAGCCACUGCUGAUCCCUGUCGGCUUUGAGAUCCCCAUCAGCUUUCAGGGGAGAAACCUGGACAUCUACAAGGAGCGGCGGUUUACUGUCGGGACUGAGCUGAUGAGGCUCACAGAGGAGGAGGUGACACAGGAGCAAGGCUCAAAGUUCAGAUUUAAAGGUUACCAGUUCUCCUAUGACGAGCAGCAGGAGGUGAAUGUAUCCUUCCAUAUCAAAGACAGAGACACAGAGAGGAAGAUUGACAGCACCCUUACAGUCGUGCUGUAUAACUGUUCGGUGGGAAGAGAGGAUUGCAGUCUGUGUAAACACGCCGACGCCAAGUACCAGUGUGUGUGGUGCGCUGCCUCACACGCCUGCGUCUACAGGGAGCUCUGCCCGUCACCAGAGCCGGCGCAGUGCCCCAACCCGGAGAUCUCUAAUAUCAUCCCUCGCUACGGCCCUAUGAACGGUCUGAUCUCUGUGACUAUCAAAGGCUCAAACAUGGGAAUAAAGAAGGAGGACAUCGUAAAGAUCACAGUGGCCGGCGUGGACUGUGUUCACCUGGAGGACAGAUACUCCGUCUCGACCAGUGUGGUGUGUGAGAUCGGCCCAGCAAAGCCAGUCCCACCGCAGGACCUCCCAGCUGAACGCACCACCAGCGGUCCGGUGGAGAUAAUAGUCGCAGGAGGAAGAGUGGGAAGGUCUAACGUCAUCUUCACCUACCGGGACCCCAAACCACAUAUCGUCAGUCCGAGAAAAGGCCCAGCGGCUGGAGGAACCGUGAUCACCAUUGAAGGAGAAGACUUGGACACGGCAACAAAGGACGACGUUGCAGUGACUGUCGGGAGCGUUCCCUGUGAAGUCCUGACGUUUGGUGAAAACAUUACCUGCAAGACUGGCUGGUACCGUGGACAGAAAGCCCCCUCGGAGUUGUUAAAAGUGUCAGUGAAGUACGGAAAAAACACCACCAAAGAUAUUCCAGACGCCUUCCAGUACUGCGAAAACCCCAAGAUCACAGAUUAUAACCCUAAAACCAGCUUUGUAUGCGGUGGCCGAAGGAUUGUGGUGACUGGCACCGGGUUUGACCUGAUCCAAUCAGCCACGAUGAGAGUCCUGCCUGCCGGAGACGAGUCUUCACAGAGCAGCAGACCUGUCGAGUUUGUCCAGGAGGCUCUGAGUAAGAACGACACCGUGCUGCAGUUUCACUCCCCGUCGGUGAACUGCUGCAAUGACGGCCAGUCCCUCAAGACCGUCCUGCAGCUGGACAACGUGUUGGAGGAACUCAAGACCUUCAACUAUCACUCUGACCCCUCCUUCAACAAGCUGGACAAGAAAGUGAUCUCGGAGACCAGCAUCAUCAUUGUGACGGGUCGGGGAUUCUCCAAGGCAAUGACUGCCAGUGAGGCCCUGGCGUUUGUUGGGGAUGCCUACUGCCACGUUAACAUACUACAGGAUGAUAAACUGAUCCUGGACGCACCUUCGUCACAGCCCAGAGCCAAGUCCAAACGCCAGCGCAGAGACACAACGAAUGACCUGCUGGAGCUUGUGGUGAAGUUUGGUCACGGCGAGUGGGUAGUGGAUUCAGUCUACUACGCCAGAAAAGACGACAUUUCCCUCAGUAUAAUCAUCCCUGCAGUCAUCGUGCCGAUGCUGCUCUUCAUCGCCGUGUCCGUCUACUGCUACAGGAGAAAGAGCCAGCAGGCAGAACGGGAAUAUGAGAAGGUCAGGCAUCAGCUGGAGACUCUGGAGGAAAGUGUCCGAGAUCGAUGCAAGAAAGAGUUCACAGAUCUGAUGAUUGAAAUGGAGGACCACACCAGUGACCUGAGCGAAGCCAGGAUGCCCUUCCUAGACUACAAAAACUACACCGACCGGAGCUUUUUUCUGCCGUCCAAAGAGGGUGCCAACGACCCCAUGAUCACAGGAAAAGUACAAAUCCCAGAAGCCCGCAGGGCUAUCGUGGCUCAAGCUCUUAACCAGUUCUCCAACCUGCUGAACAGUAAAACCUUUCUUAUUAAUUUCAUCCACACAUUAGAGAGCCGGCCGGACUUUAACGCUCGGUCUCGCGGCUACUUUGCCUCGCUGCUGACGGUGGCGCUGCACGGCAAACUGGAGUAUUACACGGACAUCAUGAGGACGCUGCUGCUGGAGCUGAUGGACGAACACGUGCAGAACAAGAACCCCAAGCUGAUGCUCAGGAGGUCUGAGACGGUGGUGGAGAGGAUGCUUUGUAACUGGAUGUCCAUCUGCUUGUAUCAGUUCCUGAGGGACUCUGCUGGAGAGCCUUUAUAUAAACUGUUCAAAGCGCUGAAGCACCAGGUGGAGAAAGGUCCAGUGGACGCCAAGAUGAAGAAAGCCAAAUACACGCUGAACGACACGGGGCUGCUAGGGGACGAUGUGGAGUACUCUGUACUGACUCUGCAGGUGUUGGUGCACGGGGAGGGGCCAGAUGUGACUCCCGUGAAGGUGCUGAACUGUGACUCCAUCACUCAGGUGAAAGAGAAGAUCAUCGAUCAGGUGUACAGGAAUCUGCCGUAUUCUCAGAGACCAAAGGUGGAGAGUGUUGCGCUGGAGUGGCGUCCUGGAUCCACAGGUCAGAUCCUGUCCGACCUCGAUCUCACAUCCCAGAAAGAGGGACGCUGGAAGAGACUCAACACGCUGGCUCAUUACAACGUUCGGGACAACGCCACGUUGGUUCUGUCCAGAGUUUUGCACACACAGUCGUUCCACCAGCACCAGGACAGUCACGAUGAGAAAAACGCGCUGUUGGAGGACGACAACACUUUCCACCUGGUGCGACCGGCGGAUGAAAUUGAUGAGGUGAAGUCGAAGAGAGGCAGCAUGAAGGACAAGGCCAUGACCAAAGCCAUCACAGAGAUCUACCUGACCCGGCUGCUGUCUGUCAAGGGGACGUUGCAGCAGUUUGUGGAUGAUUUCUUCCGCAGUGUGCUCUGCUCGGGCUCUGUCGUCCCUCCUGCCGUCAAAUACUUCUUCGACUUCUUGGACGAACAGGCGCUGAGACACGACAACGUGGACGAGGAGACGCUGCACAUCUGGAAGACCAACAGCUUGCCUCUGCGGUUCUGGGUGAACAUCCUGAGAAACCCACACUUCAUCUUCGACGUGCAUGUGACAGAGGUGGUGGACGCUUCGCUGCACGUCAUCUCACAGACCUUCAUGGACGCCUGCACCAAAACGGAGCACAAACUCAGCAGAGAGUCUCCCAGCAACAAGCUUCUCUAUGCAAAAGAGAUUUCCACGUACAAGAAGAUGGUGGACGAUUACUACAGUGGCAUCCGACAGAUGGUUCCCGUCAGUGACCAGGACAUGAACACACACCUGGCCGAGGUGUCCAGGGAACACACGGACAAGCUGAACACCCAGGUGGCCUUGCAUCAGCUGUACCAGUAUGCCAGCAAGUACUACGAUGUGAUCAUCCAGUCGCUGGACGAAGACCCGGCCGCCCAGAACAAACAGCUCACCUUCCGCCUCCAACAGGUCGCCGCCGCCCUGGAGAACAAAGUCACCGACCUCUGACCUCCAUGGAGGCGGAGGGAUGGGGGAGCUGUUAAUUGUGGUUUUCCAGGUGAGGACUCAAAUGAGAGCGAUCUCCGACUGUUUCUACGCGUUUAAUCCUGUAAGAACUGAAGAGCGAGCAGCUGCGGAGCCGCAGGAAGGACCUUUCUGGGAGGACUUCAGCGGGGACUCUGGUGGAAACCAAAACGCUGAUUUCUUCUGCAUUUGUAAAACACACUUUCACUCGGCGUCGCAAAACAGAGAACGAAGACGGAUGCACAGCGUGUGCAGAAGGAGCUCCGUGAAAUCAAGUUAUUUUUCUAGAGGUAGCUAGGAAGAUUGAUUUGAGUUCUCCUUGGACCUUGGUUUGUCUAUGUUCAGCUUCUCUGCACUGCAGAUUUUUAUUUCGCAAGCAAAAAGUGCCACAUGAUGGAUGAAAAAUGUAAUUAGAGGGAUAUUUGUGAAGUAAUCGCACUUUGAGGGGGAAAGAAUUGUUUUUGGUACUUUUUUGGAAGUUCGGAUUGAAAGAACAGCUGCUCCGGGACCCUUUUGUGACCACUUUAAGACCCCGUCCACACGUAGCCGGAUAUCUGCGGAUAUCUGCUAAACCGGAGAUAUUUUCCUCCGUUUUGACCUGUCAUCCACACGAAAACGCAAAUAAACGAAGGUUUAAAAAAACUCCGGGCAAAGUGAAGAUUUUUGAAAACUCCGUUUAUGUAGAUGCGUGUGGACACACAUAACCGGAGAUUUGCGUUUUCGAACGUCACAUUAUGCGCCAAAACAACAACAAAUCUGCUCUGACGUGCGACUUUUGUUUACUAUAGAAAUACAGAUGAUCCAGCAUCUGUUCUCCAAGCUAUUUAUUAAAUAAAUGGUCUCUGCUCUUGACCGGCCGCUUACUGCGUUACACCGACACAGAGGGCUCCGCGGAGCCCCGCCGAGCCCCCCGGAGCCCCGGAACCCCGGAGCGGCGGAGCGGCGGAGCCCGCGGAGCUUCCCCGGGAGCCGCAGAUUAUCUACAGGUUAGAAUGCUUAUGAAUGUGUUCGAAAACGCAGAUCUUCGGUUACGUGUGGAUGCAAAUUUUUUUAUAAACGGAGGGGGGAAAUAUUCGUUUUUAAAAAUACCCGGCUACGUGUGGACGGGGUCUAAGUCUAUAAACUGUGGAUAUACGAAUGCUCUUUGAUCCAAGGUCAGUUUUUCUGCUCCAACCUUCAAUAAGAACCAGGAAACCUAAAAUCUGAAGUCCAACAGCAGCAGAGGAGGGUAAAAAAUAAUCAACCCAGGACGGUACGCACCACUGACCAGUAAUAGGUCUUGUCACGAUGGCUGAACUGAGAUCGGUGGUUCAGGGUACGAUGAGUUCAGAUAUUAGAGAAAAAAAAUCAACUGUUUCUUCUCAUAUCACAGCCAAAUGUUGCUUUUCCCAUCUCAGCAGCUGCAGUGUUUCUAUAGUGAUUCUGUUUAGUAUUUUUGUAUUCAGUCUUUGUCAUAACCUAUCUUUUAUUUUUUUAAUCAUUAUAUUUUUAUUUUCAUUUCCCCAUCGGGGUCUGACACAUCUCGUCCUGCAUUCACUUAUCUGACUGUGUGAGUUUCUGGGAGAGACGAUGUGUAGCCAGUUUUUACAAAACACACACGCACGAAUGCCUGAUCAUGGGAUCUAAACAGCUGAACACUUAUUUUUAAACAUGUUUUUAUGACCUGUAUCACAAAAUUGCUUUUGAAAUACAGAGCGAGAGAGUGGGUGUGAGUGCAGAAAUGUGUAUAUAUCCUCAGCGGCACACAUAAGAGCAGACAAAAAGACUUUCAUGUCUUUCAGGUCAGGCUUCCAUUGAUCCUUUAAAGGUGGUAAAGUGUUGAAAUGUAUAAAAAUUAAUUUAAAAUCAGCUCCAUCUCUGUAUCAUGCCAGUGGCUCUCAGAGCUGCAAAAAGACUUUAAAAGUGCAUCCAGGCAGUUUUUGCUCUAUUUGGUUUGAGUUUAGCUUUCUUGAUCUCUGUAAAACAGAUUUAUACAUUUAACACGAAACCAAGAGAAUCUGAUAGUUUCCUUACGAACUGUUGUCCUUUGUAUCAUUAUUUUGGAUGGUAAAUGUCUACAAGAUCAGCAAAGAGUAACCAUACAAUACUCAAUCCAUGCGUUUAGAUUGCUAUGGUUUAAGAAAUUGAAUACUUAUUUGUUUUUGUGUUGCAUGUAUAAAGCCUUAAAUAGUGAGGGGAAAAAAAUGUUUUGUUUUUUUUCCCCCAAAGUAGCAAACGCCUGGAAUAUUCUGAGAUUCUUAAAUUAAGUGCUUUAUGUGAGAAAUUUUCUUUUUAAGAAAAAGUAUUGUUGGUUAAAUAAAUUCCAGCCACACCACAGAUUCCUGAUAUAUAAAGUCUAUUCAGUUUUCCUCUAAACUUGUCCAGGUUGUAAAAAUUCUCCAGUUUCUCUGACAUUACGAUAAUAUGGUUAUUUUUGGCUGAAUUUGUUUUACUAAAUCCUAAUGCAAACUUGAAUAAUUUGAUUCCCUAGAGACAGAAACGUCUGAAAAUGUCAGCAUCGGUAACGCAUUAAAAUGAGGGUGUUUAGCUUCCAAAGCAGUCCAAGACUGUGAACCACUUCUGAGACUGGAUUUUAACGAAAUCGAUUUAAAUUUCAAAAAAGGAAGAUCCCAACACACUAUCUCAAUUGAAAAGUUUAAUGUUGGGUCAUCAUGGAAAACAGCCUGUUAACCUGCUCAUGAACCGAGUAAAAGCACGAGUUCUUGUCAUACAGCCCUAUUCCAGUUGUAUGUCCCUUAUUUCUGUGGUUUGAGUCAUUUAAAGUAUUCAUAAAAUCCAUAUAAUCCUACAAAAACAGUUUUACCAUCAAUGAUUGAAGAGAAAUCUGCCUCUUAGCUCUUAAAUUUCCUACAGACCUCCGCACUGCUCCCCCAAAAAGGACACUCUCUGCCCUGAGCUAAAGUGGUCUGAUCAGGCUCGCCCACCAAUCUUGCUUUAGAAAUUUUAAAUAGAAUUGGAGAAAAAAAGGCAUUUUAUUGGAUGAGAAUAAACAAUCCAUCAUUGCUGGUUGGAGAUAUGGUGUAUAGGUAGCACAUGCUGCAAGGAUCAUGCAAAACAUUUAAAAUUCAAUUACUUUAACUAGUAAAAUAUGUUCUCUGUUUUUGAGAUUUCUGCAGAUCAACAGUUUUGAAUGUCAUUACAAUUCUGGUUUAUUUACUUAAUUUGAUGUGUGUACAUUGGGUUUUUUUUGGCCUCCUGAGCCCAGAUGACGUGCUUUCUGCAGAGCGCGAGUCGUGUGUGUACAAACUACAUCCUGAUACUUGUGGAGCAAUAAGAUCUUCUGUUUUGGCUGAACACUCUUUGAGUCCCACGUGAUCUCCAGAUACAAACGUCUGAACUCGUUGCUUUCUCCUUGUAGAAAUUUAUCUGAAAUUGUUUUGUCAAAAGCCGCUUCGGUGCCAAAUAACUUAAAGAAAGUUUUGUGUAAUUUGCUUUAAGUCGUAUGUUUGAGUGUAACUAGAAAUAAGUGGAACUAACUGUCGUAUGUUGAAAAAUCCGAUGGUACUUUUUCUGAGAAACUGUUUAAAUGUGAAACCUUUGUGCUUGAGAUGCUCAGACAUCUGCAGACCUUUCACAGGAUUUCAAAGAAAACAUUUGCCUUGUGAUGUUUGAGUCACUUUGUGUUGCUGACGUUCAGUAAAAGAGCUCAGUCUGAACUCAUUCUGCAUAGCUGAAAUUUAAAAUAUGAGCUCUGAUACUUGAGAAGUUAUUUUCCUCCUCCUGCCGUCACUUGCUUCUUUCUGCCUUCUCUUUUUCCACCAGCGAGUGCCUUAAAGAGUUCAAGGGAAAAAAUUAGAAGGAAGGAAGGAAAAGCCAAACAAGGCUUCUAGAAGCACAUGUUUGUUUACAGAUGGUUUAACUGCACUUUGUUCUUCUGAAUUGGAGGAAAGCAGAGGAAAGUGGGAGCUGCCGAAGUGAUCCGUCGUGAAAUGGAGUUUAAAGCGAACUUUGAAGUGCAGAGUGUGGUCGGCAGGGGGCGGUUUACGUUCCCCACCGACGUGAUAAACACGGUAGCGGUCGCUAGCUCUCACCAACUAAACAAGACUUUGCACAAGAAGACAAACCCAAACAAAGCUGAUGUCUCGGUCGUGCUUAUUUUCUGGAAGCACAAACGUUCAGUAGCUCCUCUUGGUCACUCAGAACAUUAUAUUAGUACAUUAGUGAUUUGCAAAAGCUAUUUUCAUCCCCGAUUUUAUUAACCCAUUCUUGGAAAACUGCAAAAACUGUCUCUCGAGCCAUUUCACCAACUCUUUUUAUGCACAACCUAAACACAGAGGAAAGAACAAGUAGCACCAUAUUUGGGAUGGAUUGUAAGCAUGUAUAAGUGGAAAGAUUUUCAUUUUUGUAAAUGUUAUGAAAGAUCUUUAUCGGUGCUCUUUAAGAGAUGAUUUUGGCAAGAGUUAUUUGUAGGACUUUAAUACAGAAGGAUGUGUGAGAUUAAUACAUUUCCACUUUUAUCUUUGCAUUUACAGUUGCUUUUAUGUAGGUUUAGACAGUGAAACUAAUUCCUUUAUGAUAAAGAACAUUAUAUUAUUGUUCAGAAUAAGUUAGAUGCUACUGGAGGUUCCCAACAUCAUUCUAAAACAAGUUGUCUAAACUCCUUCCAACAAAAGCAGUUGGACGUUUUGUGUCAGAAUCCGCUGAUGGAAACAGAUUUUAAUACAAUUUUCCAUUUCACAGAAAAUUUUAUGUUCGAUUUAGAGUUUCUUUUCCAAGAGAAGCGAUGAUGUUCUGAAGGGAGAUGGAAAAAGCUUUUGUGAAUCAUUCCAGGCUCAGUUGAUGUGAUCAGUCCUGUUUGCUAUCAGUGUUUCUGCUUGAUGGUAAAUAAACAUGGCCAGGACUCAAAAGUUUAGUUUCCAGUCACCAACUGCUGCUUUGGUGGUCAGUCUUGCGUAAGUUUACCUGCAGCACCGCCUGCAGGCCGGUCAGCGGAAAUGUACCAGAUAGUUUUUUACAGAGACAUUUGCUUAGUUAAAUGAAGACAAUUGUCAUUAUUUUUAGUUUAUUUUAGGGAAACCUGACCUGAAGAGCUGUGGAGAAACCAACAUGUCCUUUGCUCAUACGUUUUCAAAGAGCCUCCUCGUCCUGCAGUCCAUCUCCCCAACACGGUUUAUUGGAUCCCCCGGGAUUGCUUUAAAAAAGUUCCAUAUUCAAAAACUUUUACAAGUAAUGCAGGCAAAAACAAAAAGAAGAUGUCAUCAGAAGAUUCUCUGCUGGUUGUCUUUUUGGUGAAUUUUGAGAUUUGACAGAAAAAUGAGUUGUUGAUCUCCGUAAACCCACGAAUGCGCGACAAUAGAUAAAAAUCAAGUGGUUUUUGGGUUAAGGUACAGAAGAGAUGAGCACAGGGAGCAGAGCUGGUUUGAGGAUCUGUUUGUUGUUGUUUUUGUGAAAUUGAAAUAUAGCUGAAUAUAAUGUUUGAAGCACAUGUAAACAAAAUGGUUGAAUGUUCUAUAAAACCCACCUGUUCUGAAGCUUCUUCCCGACAUCACAAGUGUUAUACAGUAUGUGUUUAUAUUGUGUAGGAGUUCGUACAUCAGAUCCAGCUUUUCCAUCGUUUAUUCUUGUAACAUGACUGUAGGAGUCAAAUGGUUUGGAUGGACCAAGAGUAAACUGAAACGGCACUUCCAGUAACCUGAACUGGUCUGAACUGGACUGAAGCCCAAAUCAGUGACUCUUCCAAGGAAGUGGAGAAGUGGGCAGAAAAUCCAGAACUAGGAAGUCCAAAUAUCCAAAUAAAAGAGGUUUAUACGAAUGAAAA
Molecule: messenger RNA, 12036 nt
Organism: Cololabis saira (Pacific saury)
Lineage: Eukaryota; Metazoa; Chordata; Actinopteri; Beloniformes; Belonidae
Product: plexin-B2-like
Exons: 44
Coding region: 663-6263 (1866 amino acids)
Biological process (GO): regulation of GTPase activity; regulation of cell migration; regulation of cell shape
Cellular component (GO): semaphorin receptor complex
Molecular function (GO): protein binding; semaphorin receptor activity
Source: RefSeq, a predicted model, not a curated record